Messenger RNA from Cyphellophora europaea CBS 101466, 1659 nucleotides. RefSeq lists its product as uncharacterized. NCBI's taxonomy places the organism in Eukaryota, Fungi, Ascomycota, Eurotiomycetes, Chaetothyriales, Cyphellophoraceae. Gene Ontology annotation, cellular component: nucleus; nucleolus. The record is from RefSeq and is a predicted model, not a curated record. The coding region runs from base 1 to 1659 and encodes 552 amino acids. The transcript has 2 exons. Gene Ontology annotation, biological process: maturation of SSU-rRNA from tricistronic rRNA transcript (SSU-rRNA, 5.8S rRNA, LSU-rRNA).
AUGUCGGCCUUGAAGAAGCGCGCUAAGGAUAUCGAGAAGCGCCGAGCGCAAGAUAUCGAUCCAGAAGACGACCCAUUCCACCAGCAGGACGACGAGGAUGAGAGCAGUGACAGUGAUGUGCCUCAAGUCGGAGGCCGAGAGCACUAUGAGUCGGUUGGGAGAAGCAAAUUACGCAAAGCGGAUCAAAUGAAACUCGACAAGAAAUAUAGUGGCGUUGCUGUGAGCCGUGCCGAUCUAGAGGACGACAAUGAUAAUCCAUUCGCACCCGACGAAGAAGACGACGAUGAGGACCCGUUUGCGACAAGUAACACGAAAGAACGCUCAGGCCUAGCGAACUUGGAGAGGAACGAUACAGAUGACAGCAUUUCAGAGCCCGCGGAAGGAGAGGAAUCAGAGGACGAAACUGGGGACGAGCUUGACGGCGCAGUCAAUCCACCACGACGUCGCCCUGGAACAUCGGCAAAAACACCUGUGAAUGGUAUAAGAGACAUGGACCUCGACUCAGAUUCAGAAGGUGACGACCGAUCAGACGAGCAGUCUACAGACGAAGAAAUGGACGUCGAUGGGUCGGAAGAAUCAGAUGUAUCUGAAUCCGAACGUUCUGACGAUGAUCGGCCCGCCAAUUCGUUGCAAGGCAGAGAGAAGCUCCGAGCAAUCAACAAGGCAGAAACCUCCGAGUCUGCUGUUGUAUCAUCACUUUCGGUGUCAGCUGCCGAUCGCGCUCGCAAAGGCGCCGCAGUGCAGCAGCAGCAGACGGCUUUCGACCGCCUUCUGGACUCCCGCAUCAAGCUUCAAAAAGCCCUCACUCUCUCGAAUGACAUGGCCAUCCCCGAAGAUGAGGACGGCGAUCUUGGCUCGGCCGCGGUCAGCGCUGAGGCUGCCGCAUUGUCAUUAUGGACCACAAUUGAUGCCAUCCGCUGCGACAUCCUAUCGCACAGAGAAUCCACGCAGCCCAACCCCAAAAAGCGCAAGAUCUCAGCGCUAGAGCCCUCCUCAUCGACACCACUCUCCUCACUCUCCACCCACUCCCAAGAGCUCGAGUCCGCCAGCCUACCAGCGCGACACUCAACCCUCAACCACUGGUACACGCGCACCCGCCCAGCAGUCGCCCCCUCAGCCUCACGCUCCGCCCUCACCUCCGCCUCCGCCUCCUCCGAAACCACCAUCUCCUCCGUCCUCCAAACCUACCUCGCCACCUCCCUCCCCAAGCUCGCCUCCAGCUCCACCCCAGCGCCCCACACCUACGACGACAGCCCCUUCUACCAGUCCCUCCUCACCGCGCUGAUCGCAUCCCGCACCAACGCCGCCGCCGUCUCGUCCACAUCCCUCCCCUCCUCCGUCCUCCCGACGUCUAAAAACCCGAAAAUCCGCAAGUCCGUCGACACCAAGGCCAGCAAGGGCCGCAAGCUGCGCUACACGGUGCACGAGAAGCUGCAGAACUUCAUGGCAGCCGAGGAUCGGAGCACGUGGACGGACGAAGGGAGGCGAGAGUUCUUCGGGAGUUUGUUUGGGCAGAUGCAGCUGGGUGGUGGGCAAGAAGGCACGGCGGAGAUGGACGACGAUGAAGGUGUCAAUGGGGAGGACGCGGAUGGGUACGCUGACGCUGGGGAAGAAGGGGCGUUGAGACUUUUCAGGAGCGCCGCCGCUGUUGCUUCGUAG